AUGGCUAGAAGACCAGCUAGAUGUUACAGAUACCAAAAAAACAAGCCUUACCCAAAGUCUAGAUACAACAGAGCUGUUCCAGACUCCAAGAUCAGAAUUUACGAUUUGGGUAAGAAGAAGGCCACUGUCGAUGAAUUCCCAUUGUGUGUCCAUUUGGUCUCCAACGAAUUGGAACAAUUGUCUUCUGAAGCUUUGGAAGCCGCCCGUAUCUGUGCUAACAAGUACAUGACCACCAUUUCUGGUAGAGAUGCUUUCCACUUGAGAGUCAGAGUCCAUCCUUUCCACGUCUUGAGAAUCAACAAAAUGUUGUCUUGUGCCGGUGCGGAUAGAUUGCAACAAGGUAUGAGAGGUGCUUGGGGUAAGCCCCACGGUUUGGCCGCUCGUGUCGACAUUGGUCAAAUCAUCUUCUCCGUCAGAACCAAGGACAACAACAAGGACGUUGUUGUUGAAGGUUUGAGAAGAGCCAGAUACAAGUUCCCAGGUCAACAAAAGAUCAUCAUGUCUAAGAAGUGGGGUUUCACCAACUUGGACAGACCAGAAUACUUGAAGAAGAGAGAUGCUGGUGAAGUCAAGGACGACGGUGCUUUCGUUAAGUUCUUGUCCAAGAAGGGUUCUUUGGAACACAACGUCAGAGAAUUCCCAGAGUACUUUGCUUCCAAGGCUUAG
Molecule: messenger RNA, 666 nt
Organism: Saccharomyces kudriavzevii IFO 1802
Lineage: Eukaryota; Fungi; Ascomycota; Saccharomycetes; Saccharomycetales; Saccharomycetaceae
Gene: RPL10
Product: 60S ribosomal protein uL16
Exons: 1
Coding region: 1-666 (221 amino acids)
Biological process (GO): ribosomal large subunit assembly; translation
Cellular component (GO): cytosolic large ribosomal subunit; ribosome
Molecular function (GO): structural constituent of ribosome
Source: RefSeq, a predicted model, not a curated record